Molecule: messenger RNA, 1137 nt
Organism: Aspergillus terreus NIH2624
Lineage: Eukaryota; Fungi; Ascomycota; Eurotiomycetes; Eurotiales; Aspergillaceae
Exons: 6
Coding region: 1-1137 (378 amino acids)
Source: RefSeq, a predicted model, not a curated record
AUGCCUUACGAGAUCGGACUGAGCACGCCCAGCGUGCCCAACCGGGGCUUCACCCUAUGGAUCUGGAGCGUCAUCAUGGUCAUUCUGGCCGGCCUCUUUGUGCUUGCCAGACUGUUGAUCCGAUUCCACAAUCGCUGUCUAGGUGUGGAUGAUUGGACUAUUCUCGGUUCGUUGAUCAGCUCCGUGCUCCUCUCCAUGACCGAAUGUUCCGCGGUGCACUAUGGCUAUGGAAAACGCUCUGCAGACCUGGAUCAGCAUCAUCAGGUAAUCGCCCUCAAGUGGUUCUUUGCAGCCCAGGUGAUGUACAAACUUGUCCUUGGCAUCAGCAAGGUCUCUUUCCUGUGCCUGUACUUGCGCAUCUUCAUCCAACCCAACAUCCGCCGAAUCUGCUUUGGAGGCAUCAUCUUUGUCAUCUGCUGGAGCCUCGCCUACACCUUGGUCACCAUAUUCCAAUGUAACCCAGUCGCCUCUUUCUGGGACAAAACCAUCAAGAACCCCAAGUGCGUCGAUCUCGAGGCGCAAUGGAUGUCCUAUGCCAUCAUCAACAUCCUCAGUGAUGUGGCCAUCCUCACCUUGCCCAUAUACCCAAUCUCCAAGUUGCGGCUCUCCCGCGCGAAAAAGGUCGCCUUGGCCGUCAUUUUCGGUCUUGGUCUGUUUGUUUGUGUCACGAGCAUCAUUCGUACCACGACCCUCGCCGAGUCAGCCGAGAGCACAGACCCAACCAGCGGACCAAUUCCCGCAACGAUCUGGAGCGUCAUCGAGGCUAAUGUCGGCAUCAUCUGUGCCUGCCUCCCGGUCUACAAACAGCCGCUUCAAUAUCUGCUCCCCAAGCUUUUCGGCAAUUCUCAGCAGAAUACCGGCCCGCCGAGCGGGGGCAAAUCUCGUCGCAAGACACCCGCAGAUUUGUCUGAGGGUAACCUGCAAGAUCCUGAUGGCAAUGCUUGGAGGAGGUUCCGCGGGGACCGAAGCAGUUUCUCUAACAACGUGUCGACUCACCGGUUUGAAAUGUACCCUGUGGAGACCGACAAAUCAUACAAUCGUGAGAUUACCCAGGUGACGCAUGUCAAGGUGACGUACCAGGACGACCAAAGGUCGGAUGCGUCGUCGAGGCCCUUGGGGCCGAGGGAGAGCUUUUAG